Molecule: messenger RNA, 3499 nt
Organism: Nezara viridula (southern green stink bug)
Lineage: Eukaryota; Metazoa; Arthropoda; Insecta; Hemiptera; Pentatomidae
Source: the annotation of a GenBank genome assembly
UUAAUUUUAAAAGAAAUAGUAUUCUAAAUUUACAUGAAACAAAAUUGUGAUGAGACCUGUAGUUAAAUAAUUGUGUUUUUGUGGUUAAUUAGUAAUCAAUUAAUAUGACAGUUACUAAAUGCCUCAAUUCAUAUUUCAAUGUCAAUUAUAUUUUGCAAAAUUGAUUUUAAAUCAUUAUAAAAGCUUGUCUAAUGAGAAAGGUCAACACCACAUAAAAUAUUAAAUCAUUAUGUUCAUUCACACAAAUACGGAAAUAAGUAAUAAAUGAAAUAUCACAGUGGUGAACGCUUCAAGAAACAAUGAAAAUACUUGAAUAUAUUUAUAAACAUUACAUUCAUAAUCAUAGGUGAACUGAAAUUUAAGAAACAAAGGACAAAUUAAAUGAUUAUUUAUUAUUUGAAACAAAGGCAGUAUUUUCAAGCUCUAUUGUACCAUCAAGGACAACUUUUUUCACAGUUUCACCCUUUUCUGCCAGGAUCUCUUCUAUAUUUCUUUUACCUUCUAAAUCUGAAAACCAUCCAAGAUUAUCUGCAAUUAAAUGGUUGUUCUUGCAGCCAUCACAUUCUAUAAUAACAACUCCUUUAUUAUAUGCUAUUUUUGAAAUCGUUUUAGUAUUUCUUGUGUUACAUUUCUUGCAUGUAAAUGCUAUUAGAAAUCUCACACUCUCAAUUUUACCCAAGGGAACUCCAUCUCCACCAGCAUUGACUGUUGAAAAACUUAAACCUUUAUUGGGAUAUUUAAAUAUCACAUUUGUUUUUAAAAUUUGUUCACUGGAUUUCAGAAGAGCUAAAUUACGAACAGAAGUUGACAACUCGCGGGCUAUCCGCCUCAAUGGGUAUAAAAACAUUAUUUAAAAAGUUCCAAGUAAAUGUUUACAUUAUGAUUUUACUGAGCAGAAUUUUUUCAAGUUAGCUGUAUCAUAGCUAGUUUAGAUUAAAUCAGAACCGAAUUCAGAAAAAAUUACAAAGCACAAUCUUGAUAGUACCAUAACCAUACCCUCAUAUAACCAACACUGCAAUUUCUUUUCCAAGCUACGGCAACGUCGCUCAUGAAUGAGAUUUGGCAACAUUGUGAUGUGGUGAACCCGUAGUUCAUGACAUUUUCAAGACAAAAAUAUGCUUUCGUUUUGACUGCUUCUGCUGGAAGUGUUUCUAAAUUUGAUUUACUAUUUACUACAUUUAACAAUUAGUUUUCGAAUGUUGGAUACCAGCAUAUAUGACCGGCAGUUGUGUGAUUUUAGUGAAUGGAUCUGUUCAUCAACCUAAGGAUAAUUCGCCGACAAUGUUGUUGACCUCUUAGUAAAUAGUUUACUACUAUGACGAAAUAUUUUGCCUUAACAAACUUCCAAUAACCAUGUUUUUUUUAAAAACUGUUCACAUGGAAGAGCCGUUUUGAGGUAAGACAAUUUUUUGACUUCAUUAUUCUAUACACUUUUUUAAGCUUAGCUGUUAAAAUGGCUCUUCCUAAAAGAAAAGAAAUUUAUAAAUACGAAGCUCCAUGGCCUCUGUAUAGUAUGAAUUGGUCAGUUAGACCUGACAAGAGAUUUCGCCUAGCACUUGGAAGCUUUGUUGAAGAAUACAACAAUAAAGUUCAAAUAGUUCAGUUAAAUGAAGUCACUUCUGAAUUCACAGCUAAAAGUACAUUUGACCAUCCUUAUCCCACAACUAAAAUAAUGUGGAUUCCUGACAGUAAAGGUGUUUUUCCGGAUCUGCUUGCUACUAGUGGUGAUUAUCUUCGUGUUUGGCGAGCUGGUGAGUCGGAAACUAGACUUGAAAGUGUAUUAAACAAUAACAAAAAUUCUGAUUUCUGUGCUCCAUUAACAUCUUUUGAUUGGAAUGAAGUAGAUCCAAAUCUGAUAGGUACUUCAAGCAUUGAUACUACUUGCACGAUUUGGGGUUUAGAAACGUCUCAGGUUGUAGGUAGGGUACAUACAGUAGCUGGUCAUGUUAAAACUCAAUUGAUUGCUCAUGAUAAAGAGGUAUAUGACAUUGCAUUCUCAAGAGCUGGUGGUGGAAGAGAUAUGUUUGCAUCUGUUGGUGCUGAUGGUUCUGUUCGAAUGUUUGAUCUGAGACACUUAGAACAUUCUACUAUUAUAUAUGAAGACCCUCCACAUGCACCGUUGUUACGAUUAGCAUGGAACAAACAGGAUCCAAAUUAUUUGGCAACAGUAGCUAUGGAUGCAUGUGAAGUUAUUAUUCUCGAUGUAAGAUUACCAUGUACUCCAGUUGCAAGACUGAACAACCACAGGGCAUGUGUUAAUGGUAUUGCAUGGGCUCCCCAUUCAUCAUGUCAUAUAUGCACAGCAGGAGAUGACCAUCAAGCUCUAAUUUGGGAUAUUCAACAAAUGCCUCGAGCUAUAGAAGAUCCAAUAUUGGCUUACACUGCUGCGGAAGGUGAAAUCAACCAAAUUCAGUGGGGCGCAACGCAACCUGAUUGGAUAGCAAUUUGCUAUAACAAAUCAUUGGAAAUUCUGCGAGUUUAAACUUAUGAACUAUAAUCAAAUUAUAGUUAAGGUUAGAAAAGUUUAAUGCCCAUUAUUGAUGUUUAUUGUGUACACAUUCUAUGAAUGAUCUAUAUAAGCUUUUUAUCAUGUUAAUGAAGAGUAAGACUACUUUUUAAUUAUUAAAAUGUGAAUGUGCUACUGUAUUAUUAAGGUAUCUUGAAAGUGAGAUAGUAUGCCAAGUACUUCAGAGGUGUAUAUAACUAAGGGAAAUAUUGUUAAUAUAUUUGGUUUUAAAACUUUUUGUAAUAUUUUUAGGAUAAAUAGUAGAGCAAAUAAUGUGUACAACAUUUUAUUUUGCUCAUACCGAGUAAUUAAAUGUGCUGAAAACUAAAUCAAUUAAUUUAUUGAAUUCAGAGUUUUCGCUACCAUCCUUUGUGGUUUGAUUUACUUUUCAUUGGCUGUAAUUAUGUUUGUUUUUCCUUUGUUAUUAGUUGUAAAUCUUUAAGAUUAGCUUUAAGGAAAUAUAUAAAGGCCAUAGGCAAACCUCUUACAAAUGUCAAGUAUAAAUAGUUUUUUGUUUGAAUGGAUGUUUGUUUUCUGUGUAUAUUAUGUUUGUAAAAACUUACUUCUAAAUAUUGAAUUUAAAAAGUUAUAUUGGUGGACGUGAGUCAAUUUCUAAAAGUAUUUAAACACUUCGUGAUUUUUGAAGACUGUUUUAUUGUAGUUAAUUUAUAAUUUAUUCCACUUUAAUUUUAUUUUAUUUGCUUUUAUUAUCUACGUUUUAAUUGUUGACACUCUAUCAAAUAGAGUAUGCAAUCAAGCAGAGACUGAGCAAUUAUAUCUUUAGAGCCCAACACCACAAUGGAUAUGAUAAUAAACUUACUACAGUCUGCCUUAAUGUUAAGGAAAUAUUCUGUUUUUGUAUUUAUUCUGGUCACUAAGCCUUUAAUAUAGCAUUUGCUGAAAUGUACAUUUUGUUGUGAAUUCUUUUUAUGUUUUAUACCACCUGUUUGCCUUAUGAAUUAAAUAGAUGGUUUUAGAUUGUAUUUUUUUUUU